Molecule: messenger RNA, 345 nt
Organism: Nicotiana tabacum (common tobacco)
Lineage: Eukaryota; Viridiplantae; Streptophyta; Magnoliopsida; Solanales; Solanaceae
Source: RefSeq, a predicted model, not a curated record
AUGGAUGCGUUAACACAUCAUAUUCAAGGGGAGGUGCCAUGGUGUAUGCUAUUCGCUGAUGGCAUAGUUCUGAUUGAUAAGUCCCGAGUCGGUGUUAACGAGAGGUUGGAGAUUUGGAGACAAGCUCUUGAGUCUAAGGAUUUCAAACUGAGCAGGACGAAGAUGGAAUACCUAGAGUGUAAGUUUAGCGCUGAGCCGAGGGAAGCGGGCAUGGAUGUGAGGCUUGAAUCACAGGUCAUCCCAAGUAGAGGCAAUUUCAAGUACCUCGGGUCUGUUAUCCAGGGGGGAAGAUUGACGAAGAUGUCACACACUGUAUUGGGGUGGGAUGGAUGGAGUGGAGGUUAG